Messenger RNA from Mangifera indica (mango), 1119 nucleotides. RefSeq names its product ethylene-responsive transcription factor ERF086-like. Gene Ontology annotation, molecular function: DNA binding; DNA-binding transcription factor activity. The transcript has a single exon. Lineage: Eukaryota; Viridiplantae; Streptophyta; Magnoliopsida; Sapindales; Anacardiaceae. Bases 1 to 1119 code for a protein of 372 amino acids. Gene Ontology annotation, biological process: regulation of DNA-templated transcription. The record is from RefSeq and is a predicted model, not a curated record.
AUGGCUGCGUCAAAAGCCACUGAUAAACCCUUUCAAGUUUAUGAAUCCGUUGGUCAUCAUCACCCUCAAAUGGGGUUCACAAUUCUUCAACGUAACACAUCCCCCCCUCAGCCCGGUGAGAGAAGAGGCCGGAGAAAGCAAGACGAGCCUGGAAGGUUUCUUGGCGUGAGGAGACGACCGUGGGGUCGAUAUGCCGCUGAAAUUAGAGACCCUACGACUAAAGAAAGGCACUGGCUUGGCACAUUUGACACCGCUCAUGAAGCGGCUCUGGCUUAUGAUAGAGCUGCAUUAUCCAUGAAAGGCACACAAGCAAGAACCAACUUCAUUUAUUCAUCUGACAACACUCUUCUCCCUUCUCUUCUUUCUCCUUUUGAUAUUCAAGCUCUCUUUACACCGUCAUCACAGUUCACAAAUAAUACUACUAGUAAUCACACUAAACAAUCUACACUUCUUCACAACAUGACUCCUCAGCCAGCUGACAUUUCCAAGAGUAAGACCUUCAAUAUCCCAAUUAAUAAUGAAACUAGUGUUGAAAAUCCAUGUGGGUCAGUUGAUAAUUCAUGUUUCUUAUUCUCGGCUGAUUCUUCUAACUCUGGCUAUCUGGGCUGCAUUGUUCCUGAUAGCUGUUUAAACCCUUCUGCAAAUCAUCAUACUACUAGUACUACAAACUCCAAAUACAGUAGCUCUAGUUCUGCUUCAAAUGAACAAAACAUCUUUGGGUCAAUGAGCUCAAGUUCCACAGAUAGUCAGUCACAUUGUAACAGCAACUAUGGAGGAUCACUUCCUCUGGAUAUAACUAGUGUGACAACAAUGGCAACCGAAGCUGGGAAUUUCCCUUACGUUGGUGAAUUCAAUAAUGGAUUUUGGAGUGAUGAAAAUCAACAGUACUCAUGGGAGAUGAUAAAGAACUGCGAUGAACUCUCAGCCAUUGUCAACCACAACCCUGGAAUGGUGGAAGAUAGUAACUGCAUGGGAAGUUUUUGUCCAAUUAUGGACAAUAUUAACCUUAGCUAUGGGCUAUUGCCUCAAGCCAUGGCCAUUUCUUCUCCAUCGACUUGCUCUCCUUCAGUUCCUCCUUUUGGUGGAGAUGUAGUUGACUUUGGUUAUUCACUCUUUUGA